Molecule: messenger RNA, 1505 nt
Organism: Hymenoscyphus albidus
Lineage: Eukaryota; Fungi; Ascomycota; Leotiomycetes; Helotiales; Helotiaceae
Source: the annotation of a GenBank genome assembly
CUGAGCUGAAGGUGUACUUUGUUCUCUCUCUUUGCGAAUGAUCAAUUGAGCGAUUGACAAGUUUUAACUUUUCUACGCAUAAUACGAGAGGCAGGAUGAUGAGGGAGGCCUAUAUUAGGCAUUUUAAAGGCCAUCCUGGGCUUCAGAAUGUAAGUUGAAGCUCGUUGCAACGAGUUAUGGAGGUAGAUCAAUGGACAGGAAACUAAUUGAUGGAUUCAGGGCUUCGACCCAACCUGCCACUGGUGCCAAAUCUCCACCUUCACCACCCACCUCACAGCACACAUCUCCAUCGUCAACCGAGUAGACGACAUGACACUCCCCCCCGACUUCGUCUUCAUCCAGCGCGCGCAGCCCGGGAAAGACAUCGAGCUGCCGGACCCGGCCUUCUUCUCCGGCUGCGAGUGCAAGAAAGCGGCGACAUGUAAGAGUGCGCGGUGCAGCUGUCUGCAAGAUAUGACGGUGUUGGAUGCGAAGAAUGCAGAUGUGUAUGUGUAUCGAGCCGAAGCGGGGGGCUAUGUUAUGAGAGAUGAGUAUUUGGAGACACGAGAGCCGAUUUAUGAGUGUCAUGAGAGUUGUAAGUGUGAGGGGGAGCCGUGUCCUAAUAGGGUUGUUGGGAGGGGACGGACGGUUCCGUUGCAGAUUUUUAGGACGAGUGAUGGAAGGGGGUGGGGUAUGUUUUCUUCCCUAUUUCCUUUUUUUAUUAUGGUUAUAGGAGGAAAAUCGUGAGAUUACAGUACUAAUGCUCUUCCAAAAGGUGUUCGAGCCCUCCAACCCAUCCGCAAAGGCCAAUUCAUAGACCUCUACGUCGGCGAGAUCCUCACCGCAGCCGAAACCGAGAUCCGACGCAAGCACUCGGCCAUCACCCAAAAAAAAGACGUCUACCUCUUCGAACUGGACAAAUUCAAGAGUGACGCGGAUCGCGACCCAUCCCUCGCCAACACCGUCUUCGUCGAUGGCGAGUUCCGCUCCGGUCCGACCCGUUUCAUCAACCACUCCUGCGACCCGAAUCUGAGGAUCUUCGCGAGGGUGGGUGAUCACGCGACGAAGCGCUUUCAUGACCUGGCGUUCUUCGCGAUCAAGGAUAUUGGGUUGGAAGAGGAACUGACGUUUGAUUAUGUGGAUGGCGAGGAUGAGAAGUUGGAGGAGGAGAAGAGGAAUCCGUUGCAGAAGAGGGAGAUGACGAGGUGUUUGUGUAAGAGUCGGAAGUGUAGGGGGUAUCUUUGGUAGGAUAGGAUUUUGAUGGUGUGUGGUUGUGCGUGCUUUGGGGGCGUUGGAUUGCCUUUUUUGUGGCGGUGAUACCCGGUUGUUUUUUUGUUGCUGUGUUUUAUGAUGUCAAAUACAUUUUCUUGGAGUUUUUAGGAAGGAAAGGGGUUUAGAAGUGGAUUAGACGGUUAUUGUACUGUGAAAUUGUUAUGUUUCUUUUUUUUUAAUGGUUGAUUAUUGUUGAUGCGAUGUACGAUAUCCUUAAUGAAGGGGAGAGGGGGGGGCUUUGGAGAGUUGUGAUU